Messenger RNA from Onychostruthus taczanowskii (white-rumped snowfinch), 4459 nucleotides. RefSeq names its product VAMP associated protein B and C (gene VAPB). Gene Ontology annotation, biological process: endoplasmic reticulum membrane organization. The record is from RefSeq and is a predicted model, not a curated record. Gene Ontology annotation, cellular component: endoplasmic reticulum membrane; plasma membrane. Gene Ontology annotation, molecular function: FFAT motif binding. The coding region runs from base 72 to 803 and encodes 243 amino acids. The transcript has 6 exons. Lineage: Eukaryota; Metazoa; Chordata; Aves; Passeriformes; Passeridae.
CCUUCCCCUCCCUCCCCGUCCCUUCCUCUCUCCGCCUGGUGCCGCCACCGCCGAGGAGGAGGAGGAGGAACAUGGCGAAAGCGGAGCAGGUCCUCAGCCUCGAACCGCAGCACGAGCUCAAAUUCAAAGGUCCUUUCACAGAUGUGGUCACUACAAACCUGAAGCUCGGCAACCCCACGGACAGAAAUGUGUGCUUCAAAGUUAAGACCACAGCACCACGUAGAUACUGUGUAAGGCCCAACAGUGGAAUUAUCGAUGCAGGAACAUCAAUUAAUGUUUCUGUGAUGCUACAGCCUUUUGACUAUGACCCUAAUGAGAAAAGUAAACACAAGUUUAUGGUUCAGUCUAUGUUUGCUCCAGCUGAUACUUCAGAUAUGGAAGCAGUAUGGAAAGAAGCAAAACCGGAAGAACUCAUGGAUUCGAAACUUAGGUGUGUGUUUGAGCUACCAGCAGAGAAUGAUAAGCCUCAUGACAUAGAAAUAAAUAAAAUUGUAUCCACAACUGCAACAAAGACAGAUUCCUCUGUAAUGUCUAAAUCAAUAAGUUCUUCUUUGGAUGACACUGAAGUUAAGAAAGUAAUGGAAGACUAUAAGAGGCUUCAAGUAGAAGUUCAGAGGUUACGGGAGGAGAAUAAACAGUUUAAGGAAGAAGAUGGACUGCGGAUGAGGAAGGUACCCCAGACAAACAACCCAAUAUCUCCUUCUGCAGCUGCUGUCAAGGACGAAGGGCUCAGCUCCAGACUACUUGCUUUGGUGGUUUUGUUCUUUGUCUUUGGUGUAAUUAUAGGAAAAAUAGCCUUGUAGAGGCAGCAUGCUGGAAAUUGUAAAUUGGUUUGAUGGUUCUGCCAUAUCAUUGGAUUAAAUUUAUUCAUAACAAUGUUUAAAAAAAAAAUUAAUGUAUGACAUCUCACAGGUCUUGCCUUUAAAUUACCCCUGCACAAAUACUAUGUAACAUAAUCUAGAAAGUUCAAAAUGUACGGUGAGGGAAUGAAUGAAAGAGAAUAUGCUUCAAUGAUGAAGGGGGGAGAAAAUCCUGAUUUAACACUACAAUGGAAUAUUGUAUAUGUCAUUUUAAACAUUCUUAGACCCUGGUACAUGUUGCUGGAUUACCUCUUUUUAAAAAAAAAAAAGAAAAAAAAAAGGAAAACUAGAAAAAACCUCUUCCUCCACUGCUGGAGAUGGCCCUAGGGAUGUUUGGAGCUGGGUUAGGCAGGAGGUGUUGAUAACUUCUGUAAAAUACGUUAAUCCACCAUUCUGCUCAUGAAUUUAACAGUUUCUGUCAGUGUCUUCAACUCUGUGCAAGUUACCAAUUUCUUGGCACUUAAAUGAGUAGUGAGAAGCUGCAAAGAUUUGUCUGUGGCAGCACUGAGGGAGCUGGGCAGCACCGAGGGGCUCGUUCAGAAUAAAGGUCAAUGCCUUGUUCUCACCAAGGGACCAAGCUACAUUGCUGUUGGUUCAUUUAGUUGAAUUAAAAUGUUAUUCAGAGAUGUUUAAUGCAUAUUUGACUUAUUUAAUGGAUUUCAUCUCAUGUUUCCUUAUUAUCACAAAAUUGACUAAUUCUUUGUGGUAUGAAAAGGCACCUGUUCAAAGCCAGUGACAAGAACUAAAAAUUUGCUGCUGUAGUGGUGCAAGAUUCUUCUGCCUCCUGGUGUUUCGGGCACUACACCAUUGUUGGGAGUUUUGAUCAUCUGAGCAUUGGCGAAACAGUGGUCAGAAACUGUUUUUGUAUGUAAAUAAGUCUAUUUAGGGGAGAAACAAAAAUAUCAGUAGUAAACUUAGUCCUAUGCCGUAAAAAGACCAAUCUUGUUUGACUAUGUAGCAUCUUAAAAAAGAAAAAAGAAAAAAAAGAAAGAAAAGAGAAAUUAAAUAAAGCCCCCAAAUUAAUGUUUCCUUUGUUACUUUUGUCCUGUUCUCGCAGUUUUAGAGGUGGGGAGGAAACAGUGUUUUCUUGUCAGCUUUGUUCAUGGCAUAAGGAAACUUGCAGUCUGAUUUCAGGGUGAAUUUCUUUUUUUUCCAGACUAAUUUUAAUAUCAAAGCAAACCAUCCCAUCGUGAGCCUGACACACAAAAGUUGUUCAGAGUCACCAUGCUGAGGUACAAGGUAACAUCCCAGGUUAGUUGGGUUCAGGAGUUCAGACACUUGACAGCACCUUUAGAAUAAGGAGAUUUUGUUUCUAAGCUUCCUUUUACCACAAGGUGUAUAAACAAACUCAGUGUGUUUUAACAGGAUGGGUUCAGUUAAAUUAAACAGUUUUUGAGCAGGUAAAUUCACAUCUAUUCUCAAAUGGUAGACCCAAAAACAUUCAGUGGCAAAAUUUGUUGUAGCAUGUUAUAAGAUGAAGCUGAGUCUUUUACAGAUGACUUCUGUCAUUCCUUCCCUAUUGCUGGGAUUCUGUGAGAGCUGUGGGGGCUGCAGCCUGUCUGCUGCACUCCUUGACCUUUAUGUUUGUCCCACUUCUGUCUCAAGGGCUUCCUCCUCUGCAAGUGCAAAUAAGUGAAAUUUUAUGUAAGGCUUAAUAAGAAAAAUAGCUGCGAAAAAAACCUUGUGAUUGGUGUGUUCAGCUUAUGAACGGGAGUCUGGAAGUAUUUCUAGGAGGUUCAAUAGAAAGGAGAGGUGUAUUUUUAGCAUUUUAAAGUGCUGGUGCCUUGUCUGCUCAGAGGGAAGGGACAGAGCCACUGCAGCCUGGCUGCAAGGGGCAGGGCAGGUAGGAGAUGAGCUGGAAAGGACAAAGCAGGGAGUUUGUGGGACAAAUUGGGCAGAAUUUAUAAAGAAGAUACUGCCUGGGCAGUAGAAGCUGAAGAAAACUUUCUAAUGAAGCAUUCUUUUCAGAAAGACAAGGUUGUGGGUGAUACUGCAAAAUUAAUUUUCAUGGCUUUGAAGAAUAUAGUUGAGAAAACCUUUGCUGAAGGGAGACUGAGAUAUGAAAUAGAUUUUUUUAAGAGGCUGUAAAUAUCUUGUUCUCUUAUCAGAAUUUCUGAUUCACUUUGAAAAAAAAAAAAAAGGUUUUUUUGAGAGUCCAUUGUUCUGCUCUAAAAUAGCCUAAAAAAGGUUGGUUUAGAAAAAACAAAUCACUUUCUGCAGGAUAAAGGGAGAGGAUUGAAGGUUUAAACUGGUCUCCUGUGAGGAUAUCUGGAGUAAAGUUCCAGGCAGGUUUUACACCCAGUGUAAGCUACCACAGCUCUGUGCUCCCCCAGUGCUCAGCAGUGACUUCUUGGUGGUCUGUGCCAGCCUGGAACUGGAGAUCAUUCAUGGGCAAAGUUGUUCCUGGGGUUUGCACUCCAGGAUCAUAAAGGUCCCAGAAAACCUUCUCAUGCUUUUCCAGACCCUUCAGACACUGAGCCAGGAGACCAGGAGAGGAUUUCAGUGUUGGUAGCAUCUGUAACCUGCAGCUGGGCUGACCCACACCAUCAGUCCUAACAGUCAAAUUAACUGCUUGUGUUUUGGAAUUUAACAAAAUCCUGAGGUUUUCCCUCACCAUUUUUCACAAGAGCCUGAACACAGUAGCCCUGAAUUGUCUGGGUAAUGCUUUGCUUUGCUGAGCUUGAAAUAAAGUCACUGAUCAGGGGAAUUCUCAGUCCCUGUUUGACCAAACCCUUUCAUAGGCAGUAGGGAGAAAUCUUAAGGAUUUUUUUUCUUCCAAGGUUCCUAAAAGGCCAGUUUGUAGAUAGAGUGCAAAUAUAGAUUGGAUGGAUAUUCCUAAGCCACCUGGCUCUUUUUGUAAGUUGUUCCUUUCAUGGCAACACAAGAGGAAAUGUUCUCAUGAAGUAUUCACAGAAAGUGAAUUAUUCUGAAGGACAUUGUAUAUCUUAGGAAGUUGUGCACAAAAUGUAGAGUUUCUAAAUAAGAUAAUUGUCUGGGGUCCUCACACAACAUCAGUUAUUAGAAACCUGUGAUUGAUUCAUGGUAGUAGAAAUCAAGUUAUUACUAAUCUAAUUAUUGUCCUUGCUGUUACUUUAAGAUGACCACUUGCACAUUUAUUGUUGAUUUUUGUAACACCCAGUAGAGGCUGCUUGGUGCACUCUUUGGGCGAAUUUGGGAUAAACAGAUACCUGAAAUAUCUUGAAGCCUAGUGCUGGGAAACAAAUGGAAAAUGGUUUCUUCUAUUUUUAUGUUGUUCUCCACAUCUUAAAGCAAAUACUCCGUGCAUGGAUGAUCAUAACUAUUGCUGUGCAUUGGCAGUUGUCAGCUGGGGGUGCACAGCUGGAACAGCUGCAUCUGCAAGCCAGGAGCAGCUCAGGUUACUGGGGAGUAGCCUGGGGGCUGGAGAGCAAGAUCAUGUCAUGUUGUUAUGUUGAGGGGGAUUGAUGUACCAUAAUGUCAUUUUCUAAAAAUACAGGAUUGUAAAGCUCAAUGGUGGUGUUACUUUUUCCUCCUGAAAUGCUGUUAGUGGGCUAAAGUUGAAACUUCACUUUGCAAUUCACUAGAAUUUCUUUUCAUCAAUAAACUCUGAAGGGUUUGUA